Messenger RNA from Cylicostephanus goldi, 2775 nucleotides. Lineage: Eukaryota; Metazoa; Nematoda; Chromadorea; Rhabditida; Strongylidae. The record is from the annotation of a GenBank genome assembly.
AUGGUUAAAAAAGAUGCUGCUAUUCCAGAAUCGCUGGGAUCUGUACGCGAACGAAUCGCUCGUUUCGAAUCGUUGCAAGAUGAAAAACCCACAAAGUCGUCUCCAGACAAAGGUUCCGUGGAUAUCGUUGUCACACCCGUCAGCCCAAUGCCAGCGAUGAAAAUUGAAACUGAGGACAUAGCGCAAGAGCCACUCAGUCCUUCUAUCGAGUCGGAAGUUUCACAGGCUGAAGUCAAGAGUUCAUCAUCCUAUAGUGGAGAUGAGCACAGCCCUAGAGGAUUUGAAAGACCCGACAGCAGAGAAAAGAGAGCAUUCGUAGAGGAGCCAAGAACGAAAGUGCCAUCGCCACCUGUAGAAGAAGUCAAGGAACAGGAGAGCGAAAAAGUUGACGAGUAUCUUACCUAUCCUAAAACUGUCAUAGAAAUGACUAGGGAAGAGAUGCUUGAGCUGGAAGAGCGAUCUGAGUCACCACAGCUGGCGGGAGUUCCCAAAAAACAAAAGGAUGACGAUCAGUACGAAGUAAUUUCGCCGAUACCGAUCCAAGAUGAACCACCUGAAGAACAUCCAAAAUUGGCGGAGACUAGGACUACGCCCAUAUCUAGCUUUCAUGAGGUUCAGGAGCAACAGGCUAUGCAAACAGAGGGAGUAGUACCUCCUAGUGAGCAGGCAGAAGCACCUCCAAAAUACGAGGACGUCGUGGAAGAGCUGGCGUAUCCAAAAGAAGAGCAUGAAUAUCGAACAGUGAAGAAAACUGUGACUACAGUAACAACCACUCGUUAUAUGGAGAUGCCGGAAUCUGCAGAAGGGAUUGUAGAACAGGCAGAGGAACCAUCUCCCUACCCAACACCACGCGAGCCAUUAGAAGAAGUUGAAUAUCCCACAAUGACAAAAACCGUCACUACUGUUACAACAACUAUUGAGGUACCUGAAACACCCGAGAGUGAAAAGCAAGAACAUGAAGUACCUGAGAAAAACUUGGAAUACGGAGAUGAAAGGCGAUAUGAUGAAAUAGGAACUGUGGAAACUGAACCGUAUUCCGCUUUACUGACUGGACAAGAGCCAACAGACCUUGCCCACGACGAGAGGAUCCAUUUGGAUACUGCACCAGAAAUAACGGAAAUAGAAUAUAGUUUACCCACAACGGACAGUGACUUUUCUACGGCACCAAAGACCGUUACGACAACGAUGAGAACACCUUACGAAAUGGUUGCUGACCCUACACGACCUGACGACAAAGACAGUACGGCUGUCAGAAAGACUGUCACUACUGUCACGACCACUUUUCCAACGGAAGGUAUUACCAGUGCAGCUAUGCGUGACCAGGAAGAGUUCCAAAAUGCGCCUGAAUCACCAGAUAAGCCGGUUUCUCAAGAAAAAUAUCCAUAUGUGAGUGAAGCCACUUUGAAUGUCAUGUCCGCAAGUGAAGAGUAUGAGACAACCCCGGCAAUUCGGGAACAACCAGAUGAGGAGACGAAAGGUUAUUCAGUAGAGACUGGUGAUGAAUUCGCUCCUGCGACUGAAAGAUUCACUACUGUCAUAACCAAGCGUAUUGGAGAAGAGCCUGCCACAAAACCUGACUUCGAAAAUUAUUCACCCCUGAAAAGAACUGUGAUAAGCACGCGUAUUGGAGAGCCAGAAAUCGAAGAGUCCAGAAGCUAUGAACGAGAAUCACCGAAAUUGGUGGAAACACCUGUGCAUGCUGCUCAAGAGUUACCCACAAGUGAUGUUUCAACUACUGCUACAAGCACGCAUUUUGGUGAGCACGAAAUGGACAUCGAAGGAUUUGGGAGAGAACCGAGAUCGUUCUAUGAAGUCACAACCCCGGUAGCGCGAGAAGAUUAUUCGCAUGGUGGAGUUAUCACAACUGUAACUACUACGCUUCAUGAGGAGCCCGAAAGUCAAGACAUUCAAGGUCCAUUGAAAGACUCAUACUUUGAGGACGCUCCACGAAGCCCCACUGAACCGUAUCAGCCUAUGGGAAAAGUAAUCACCACCGUGGCGACAACUCUACACAAAGAGGAACCGGAACAGACACCCGCAGGAAAAGAAUCACCUGAAUCUCCCAUAAGUUCCAAGUCCGGAAUAAAGCAUUCACCUAUCAAGGAAACUGUUACGAUAACAAUGACGCGCUAUGAGGAUGAAGGCGGAACACCAGAGCAUUACGAGAAGCAAGAAUAUGUUAAAACAUCGGAUCUACCUGAAGAUCGUACUUCACGAGGAGAUUACCAACCCUAUGAAGAAACUACUACCAUCACUACAACAACAUACGAAGAAGGUGAAGUUCCAGAGAGUCUGGGGACUGUUGAGGACGCUGGAAAACAGGCAGAUAUAUUAACAAGUACAGUUUAUCAGCAGCCAUCUGAAAUCACCGCAACCACAAUCAGAAUGACGAGCCACGAAGAAGGCGAACCAGAACACGAAAAGUAUGCAAGAGAAUUUAAAGCUAGUAGAAGAGUCGAACCCGAGUACUCCGGUGAAUACGAUAUGCAUUUAGAUAGCACAAAGGAAAGAGUCCCAGGCACUAUGAUUACUAGAGAGGAGCUUUCUUUCCAGAAAACAUUCAAGGGUGACGCCCCCGACAGGGAUCAUGCACCUAAGUCGGAAUUGAUUUCCGACGAAGGUCAAACAGGCCCACCGUUUGAUGACACUCCUGGUCUUGCUACCAAAGCCUCAAAAAUUGCAGCAGGUGCUCUUAUAGCUCCAGUAGCUUUGGCAGCAAUGGGCGCUUCUGCAGCAUAUGAAGCUUUGGCAAAAGAUGAUGAAGAAAAGCGUAAA